CAUUUCUCACUUUUGCUCAGGAAAAAAAAAGAAUUUUCCUGGAGGAGGAAAAAAAAUUCCAUACUUUUUGUCUGUUUCUAUCAUCUCUGCAAUUUGUACCUAUUGACUUUCUUUGUUCUCUAAUAAAUAAUUUCUCUGUUAUCGAAUCGGAAUUUCAGAGACUGAUUGAGAAGCUAGAGUACAUUUUUUGUGUUUUGUGAUAUGUCUUUCAUGGUUACUUUUUUUGUUCCUGAGGAAACAAAGGAGGAAGAAAGCGAUUGGGAGAAAGAACGAUAAAAAAACCGAUUUCUACUUCUACUAUAAUCCUCUUCUCGGAGAUAAGCAGAAGUUGAGAAAAUCACUAUAAAAACUUUUAUAGUUUUGUGUAUAAAUAUAUUCGUAUCUCUGUUUCGAUCUCUACUUCUGCAGUUUGACGAUAAACGAUGUCGACGACCGUAAUCAGUGAGUCAGCGGUGGUGAUGAACGCUACUGAGGCACAAACUGCCGUUACCGCAAAACUAACGGCGCCGGUGAUCGAGGUUGAUUUCGCGAAAUGCGAUUGUUGCGGAUUGACGGAGGAGUGUACUCUGGCUUACAUAGAGACGAUCCGCCAGAGGUAUCAAGGUAAAUGGAUAUGUGGAUUGUGUGCGGAAGCUGUGAAGGAUGAGUUGAUGCGUUGCGAUAGGCUAAUCAACGCGGAAGAAGCCUUGAAUCGUCACCUCAAUUUUUGUAAGAAGUUCAGUUCAUCUACUCCUCCACAGGAUCCAACUGUUCACUUAAUCGCUGCGAUGAGGCAACUACUAAGGAGGAGCUUGGAUUCACCUAAAUCGCUUAGGUCGAUGCCAUGUAGUCCGACGAGGAACAGCAAAGAGAUGCAGCCUAACGUGUUGGUUCGAGCAGAGAGUUGUAUUCCUACAAUCUCUUUGGUGGAUGCUGCUGCUGCGUAUGAUGCUAUGGAAAUGGAUCAGGAUUCUGCAUGAAGGUGAUAAGUUUUAGGUUUAAUGAAAAAAAAAAAAAAUUAAGGAGAAAAAAACUCUUUUAACUAUGCUUAAUUUGCUCCAAAGUGUAAACACAAUAGAACUAGAAUCGUUUGGAGGUUGUGAUGGAAUGGAUAUCAUUUUUGCUCUAAUUUUGCUGCUGGUCGCGUGAUUGAAGUGAAUUCUGUGUGCUUUAGGGAUGUUACAGUUUUGACUAGCUCGCUCUUAUUGUUCACCUGUAAAUAUUUGUUAGAAAAGCAUGUUUUGAUUGAAAAGCUACUAUUGUGGUUCUCUUCGUGAAUAUGUGUCGCUAUUCGCAGCACUACUUUUUUGUAUGAUUUCCAACUUUCGGUU
Messenger RNA from Lycium ferocissimum, 1310 nucleotides. RefSeq lists its product as uncharacterized. NCBI's taxonomy places the organism in Eukaryota, Viridiplantae, Streptophyta, Magnoliopsida, Solanales, Solanaceae. The transcript is spliced from 3 exons. The record is from RefSeq and is a predicted model, not a curated record. Bases 423 to 959 code for a protein of 178 amino acids.